This is a messenger RNA of Humulus lupulus (European hop), 1226 nucleotides long. RefSeq lists its product as uncharacterized. Gene Ontology annotation, biological process: mitochondrial proton-transporting ATP synthase complex assembly. NCBI's taxonomy places the organism in Eukaryota, Viridiplantae, Streptophyta, Magnoliopsida, Rosales, Cannabaceae. Gene Ontology annotation, cellular component: mitochondrial inner membrane. The transcript has 8 exons. The coding region runs from base 61 to 879 and encodes 272 amino acids. The record is from RefSeq and is a predicted model, not a curated record.
CAAAACUCCUUCGCUACUAAUCUUUUUUUGACUCAGAAAGGAAUCAAAUCGAAGAAGAAGAUGUUAAGCGUUAAGCGAUUGAGUCGACCUUCUCUCAUGGCUUCUCAACUGUUGAAGCUCAAAGACAAGAACGAGCUCGUCUCUUACAUACCUCAUUCCCACCAUUUCUUUCCUCAAAGGACCUCCAUUCGCUUCUUCGACUUUUACAAGCUUGGGAGCAAAGAUGCAAUCGACAAAGAACGAGCUCGGCUUGCAGAUGAAAUGAACAGAGGAUACUUUGCUGAUAUUUCUGAGCUUAAGAAACACGGUGGCAAGGUUGCUUUGGCAAGUAAGAUAAUCAUUCCUGCAAUGGCAGCUGUGAAGUUCCCUAGCAUAGAAGUGAACUUCUCUAGUGGGAAAGCAUUGAAGCUUCCCAUUGAUUUGAAGGAGAAGGAAAGUGCAGCUGAUGCUGCUAAGUCACUUAUCCCUAAGGCAUCUUUGGUAUGCGUUUCGUUUCGAGCAAAUGCGCAGUCUAUGAUUAGUUCUUGGAGUCUACCUUUUCUUGAUACUUUUCGUAGUUCAAAGGAUGUCAACCUGUACGAGGUAUCGUUCAUAGACUCGUGGCUCUUAUGCCAGACUCCAAUUAAGCAGCUUCUCCUUCGAAUUAUGAAGAAAUCUAAUGAUGAUGGAAAUGACUUUGCACUCAAAAGGCAAAUUGUGUAUUCAUUUGGCGAUCACUACUACUUCCGAAAAGAACUUCAUAUACUGAACCUUCUAACCGGAUAUAUAUUCCUCCUUGACAAAUUUGGUAGAAUAAGAUGGCAAGGCUUUGGAUUGGCGACGGAAGACGAGUUAGCGUCCCUUCUUUCUUGCACGUCACUUCUUCUGGAAGAGAAGUAAGCUCCAUUUUCUUUUGAGAAGCAUUGUUGAGAAACUUAGUACAACCAAGAGUUGGUAGUUACAAAAUAAGGUUGUUGACCCAAUGAGCAGAGGAGUUUUGACCUCAAGAAGCUCCAAUUAUGUGAUUGUAAGCAGUGAUAUUAGGCUAAUCAUUUUGGGACUCAAAGAAAGAAAACCAACGCCACCAUCAGAAUUUCGGAACAAACAUAACGUCUUUAUAAAUUUAGGAUGUGUUUAGAUUUUUUAUUUUUUUUAUUUUUUUUUUACACUUAAAGGGGAGAGGGCCUAAAAUUUUCUCUUAAAUUAAUUGUUUUAAAUAUGAAAGAAUUUCAUUUUUAUUUUGCAAA